AUUUAAUUUUGCAUGUUAUAUCUUUUUACAGAAAAAGAACCAUGUGAUGCUUAAACAGAGUAUUUCCAAAACGUAUGAAUUUAUUAGCUCAAUAACGGCUCUGCGUGUAUUUGAGUAGAAUGUAGUUGAACGUGCGUUAUGGCUUGAGAUAGGUGUACAGAUCUUGCGCCUGACACGUCUUCGCCACAUGGUGAGCACUAAUGGUAAAGUCAUCUAAAAUAUAUUGAUGUAUGAUGAAAUGAAAGUGUGGACAAGCUGCAUUAGGCCACAAAAGACAUUAAACCUCUAAGUGGGACCUUGAUUGCGAGCUCAGGAGACAGCCAUUCAUUCGUCAUGAGGUCAGCAUUUUUGGAAUUAUUAGAUAACAACGUAGGGACACAUUGCACUGGCAGAAUAGACGUGGCUCAAACAAGUUAAAAGCACCUCGGAUGGACACACAUUUUUCUCUCGUGGUUGCUCUGGCAACAUUUCGUAUGAGUAAUGGUGACUAUAGUUGCAUUUGCAAUUAUAAUCAAGAUAUUGCAGUGUACAACGAAACUUCCAACUCCAGUUUCUUGAUGGGACACAUGUAUGAAUUUGACUGCAAAGCGGCAGGGUCACCCACGGGCAUGGCUGGCUGGGCAUCUGUGCUAUUUCAGCAUCAGUUAGGGUACGUGCAAUUGGUUGACAACAUGGAACAACAAAGUUGUCCGGGAGCUACCCCAAUAGGAGAUGACUUAACCACAUCAAAUCCUCCAACAAUACAAACGACAACUACAGAAGAUCUUACCACGUUAUUACCAACUACUACAACACCAGUACCAACAACGUUACCGCCGUCAACAGCAGCACCAUUCACUUCUGUCCAGACAGACCAGAGCACAACAGCAACCACAACACAACCACCAACAACAGCUGCACCUUCUACUACAGUUAUGACCGACCAGGCCACGACAACAACAACAUCAACGUAUCUUAGCCCUGUGGCAGGAGUCCACUAUGGAUGUGAAGAGACGUUAUUCUUGCAUGCCGCCUCUCAUGAUAGCAAGCUCUUCACUAUAAGCCAGACGUGCUACGAACUGGUAAGAGAGGCUGUAUCUUGGACGGAUGCAGAAAACGACUGUAAAAGUCGUGGAGGACAUUUAGUACACAUUGAAAACGACGAACAGCAGAACAAAAUAUACGAGGUCGUCAAGCAAUACCAUGAUGAUCAUGUCUGGAUAGGGCUGAACGACCGUGAACAUGAAGAAACAUUUGUAUGGUCAUCAGGAAAUUCAGUUAAUUACACCCACUGGUACCCCGGUCGAAAGACUAACCUCCCGUUAAAUGAAGACUGUGUAGCCAUGUGGAUGGACCACGGAGGGCAAUGGGAGGACGUACACUGCAGCCCUAAUUUGCUGUACAAUGCGCAUGCGUACGUGUGUGAAUUUGAUGCAAUAAAUGACAUGAUGACAACAACCCCUGAUGAAAAUUCGUUGAUAAACACAGAUGGCAUCAUGUAGUUAUGCAAGCACGAGCAGUCAAGUCUUGGGACUAUUGAAAGCGUUGGGCAAUUUGGAAGAAGUUGCUAUAGUUUCUACACUGACAUAGUGAUUUGGGUUCACGCCGAACGAACUUGCGAGCAGGACGGUGGCCACCUUGUACAAAUCAACGACGAGCAUGAACAGCGAUUCGUCGAGGCUUUUAUGAUGAGGCACAAUCCGUCAUCGCCUGUUUGGAUUGGUCUCAAUGACCGAAAGAAUGAGGGACAGUUUGUAUGGACUGACGGACAGGCCGUAAACUACGCAAACUGGUUGCCAGGACAUGUGACGCACGGUAGCGACGAGGACUGCGUGGCGCUGUUGCCUAGCAACAAUGGAAGCUGGGACGAUUUCAGCUGUGGAACUUCCGGUUUUCUUGGCUUUGAGCGUGGAGAGAGGCAUCACCCGUUGUGUGAAUUCGCAGCCUCCCAGAUUUUACACGGAUCAAUUCUUGUGGGCUGAAUAUGCCCCCCCCCCCCCCACCAACAACCGGAAAAAUCCAUGUACAAUAGUAAAUAAAUGACAAUUGAUGUUAGCUGUAAGAGUAGAACACAACAACAGGAACCAACGUGAAAAUAAAUAAAUUGUAUAGUUGUUUUGUAUUAAAUUGAAUUUAAUGAAAAAUAUAAUUCAUUUUGAA
Dreissena polymorpha is the source of this 2139-nucleotide messenger RNA. Its product is annotated as macrophage mannose receptor 1-like. Lineage: Eukaryota; Metazoa; Mollusca; Bivalvia; Myida; Dreissenidae. The transcript is spliced from 13 exons. Bases 429 to 1481 code for a protein of 350 amino acids. The record is from RefSeq and is a predicted model, not a curated record.